AUUUUUUUAAAACAUCGCCAGUAGUGACAGGACAGGCUCUCUACAACUACACAACCGAGAGAUGACCGCACACAUUAGGUAGUUUGAUAGCUAUCUAGCUAGCUAGCUAGCUUUUGAUUGUUUCAACUGUUUCUACAUAGUUUUAUUGAUUUGGCAACCGUGCUUGGUGGAGUGAUAGGUUGUUACGUCUGUAAUGUAAUAACAGUAGAAGAGCUAUGUGAGUCCCCCGACCGGCUGCCCGACCACCUAGUCCAGCAGCAGCAGGUCCUCAGUUAGCUACAGUAGUACCUCAGUGUGCCUCAGUGCCCAACUCUCUCUCUCUGUAGGGCUGUGGGGUAAGGGUGAUGUCAGAGGGCCUGGGGCCAGAGGGGGGGCACUCACAGCCUGCCCCCACCAUCACUGUUCAGGACCUGUCAGACAGACCUGCACAUACACCUCUGGACAGGAUCACACCUGCGCACACACUUCUGGAUGGGAACACGCCUGUGGAGCAGGUGUCUGGAGUGGUGGAGGAGACCUCCCCUUCCUCCACUUCCUCCUUCGAGUUGGUUGACAUGGAGCCAGCCCCGCCCCUGUACCAGCCCGUGCAACCCCAUUGGUUCUACUGUCGCCGUGUCGACUCCAAGGAUGUGUGGCUCCCUUUCAGCAGAGAGGACUCGGAGAGACUGGAACAGGCCUUGUCUACCGCAGGAGAGGAGGAGGUGGUGGUGGCAGUAGAAGGGGAGAGGUAUGACGUGCGUGUUCGGGAGCGGCAGAGGUAUGCGGUGUACUGGGAGCAGGGCCCGUCAGAGGUGCGACGCUGUACCUGGUUCUAUAAAGGAGAUAAAGAUACCAGAUACAUGCCCUACCCAGAGGAGUUCAGCACCAACCUGGAGGAGGCCUAUAUGAUAGCAGUGACUCUAGAUGAGUGGAAGAGGAAGCUGGAUUUUCCUUCAGGAGAGACAGUCAUCCUGCACAACCCUAAACUGAUCAUGCAGUACCAGCCAAUCUCGUUGCAGGACGAGUGGGUCUCCUCUCCCUCGGAGCAGACUCGCCCACGUACUGUCAAGAGAGGUGUCGACAACAUCACAGCAGAGAUACCUGACGGUGAACCAGAGACAAUAGAUCACCUGGUAUUCAUGGUUCACGGCAUCGGCCCCGCCUGUGACAUCCGCUUCAGAUCUAUCAUACAGUGUGUGAAUGACUUCAGGAGUGCGUCCCUAUCCCUACUGGGGAGCCAUUACAGGAGAGGCCAGGAGGAGGGCAGGGUGGGCAGAGUGGAGUUCCUACCUGUCAACUGGCACAGCGCACUACACGGAGAUGCCACUGGAGUAGACGAGGACAUUCAGAGGAUCACUCUCCCCAGUAUCAGUCGUCUGAGACAUUUCACCAAUGACACUCUGCUCGACCUGUUCUUCUACAACAGUCCUACCUACUGCCAGACCAUAGUGGACACUGUGGCCUCCGAGGUUAACAAGCUCCACUCACUGUUCAAACACAGACACCCAGAAUUCACUGGAGCAGUGUCUGUGGUUGGACACAGCCUGGGCUCGCUGAUCCUGUUUGAUCUGCUGACCAAUCAGAAGACAGGAUCAGGAGAGGCAGACAGAGAUGAGGGUCGUAACCGUGACCCCUGCCCUCUGACCUGUGAUGCGUUGGAGCAGGCUCUAUGCAAAAUGGGCCUCCAGGAGCACCUGGCUACACUACAGAGCGUGGACCUAGACCUUGACUCAUUGGCUAUGUGUGACGAAACUGACCUGACAGAGCUCGGAAUCCCUCUGGGACCGAGGAAGAAGAUCCUGAGCUUCAUACGGAAGAGACACUUCCUACAGGAGGGUCGGCAGGGAACGGUGCUUUUGGCCCCCGGGCUGCAGGCCCUUCCAGACCCCUCCGAAGAUUCCCCCUCUCCCACGGUUAGCUUUGGCAACCAGUCUUCAGAGGCGUCAGCACGCCGACAGCAGUUUCUCAGAGCCCAGUCCAUAACCAGCGCCGUUGACUACGAAUACUUCGACGUGGGCAUUGGACAGACCAACGGGGGCAUAGCCAAGGGACAGGUGUCCAUUAACUACCCCCAGCUGGCAUUCCAUCCUCAGACCUUCUUUGCGUUCGGUUCUCCCAUCGGAAUGUUCCUGACUGUCCGUGGACUCAAACGCAUCGACCCAAACUACACCUUUCCCACCUGCAAGAACUUCUAUAACAUAUACCACCCUUUUGACCCUGUGGCCUAUCGGAUCGAGCCCAUGAUUGUGUCUGAGUCAGACCUAGAGCCCAUGCUGAUCCCACAUCACAAGGGCCGCAAGAGGAUGCACCUGGAGUUGAAAGAGAGUCUGACGCGGAUGAGUACUGAUCUGAAGAAUAACGUUCUCGGCUCGUUUCGUACUGCCUGGCAGUCUCUGGUCCGAAUGCCUGUCGCUGCACUGCCCCCUGUCGAGGAUGGAGAAACUACAGCAGAGAGAUCCUUGCAAGAGACAGAGACCCCUGCAGCAGCCUGCGCUGCUGUGAGGGAAAAGAGUAAGGCUGAUUUGUGGACUAAAAUUCUGGAGUGGCCCAAAGCCCUUCACUUACAUUACUUCCAAGGUGUGCAUGAAGAGGUGGAGUCUCCAGGGUCGGCAGAGGACAAGGGGCGUCAGGUGAAGGUGGGGAUGCUGAAUGGAGGGCGGAGGAUAGACUAUGUACUGCAGGAGGCGCCAAUUGAGAGUUUCAACGAAUAUCUGUUUGCCAUCCAGUCCCACCUCUGCUACUGGGAGUCUGAGGACACUGCUCUGCUGCUGCUAAAGGAGAUCUACGACAAACUGGGUGUGGCCUUUGAGCAGCCACAGCAAUAACAAAGGCUUUAUAAACACAGAGACCGGUAUAAAGGCUUCAUAACAACACAUGAAUUCCAUGGAGAUGCACCAACGAGGCCCUUUGCUUUAUUAGGAGCUGAAAGGAGUAAGUCAGUGAAAACACAGAGAUAUAAAUAUUGAAUAACCACAGAGUUUUAAAGGCUUUAUAAACACACAGAGAGGGCUAUAAAGUCUUUAUACAUACACAGAGCGUUAUUUAUAAGUUACUAAAAUGUAAUGAAAGCAACAUGAAAAAGGACAUGCAGCCACUGCUCUCUCCCAGAAUUCUUUGUGUCUGAGCCUCACAAAACCAUUGAGUCACCUCCUCGGACAGAUGGCGCCUGCCUCUGGGUGUGUGUGUGUCAAGAGUGUGACAGAGAAGUGCUCCUUGAAGAACCAAACCUGUCCCAGCUGACAUGAAGAGGACUGGAGAACCCAUUGGAGAUGAGCUCUCUAGUGCAUUUCUAUCUCUGAAAUUUCUCGUCCUGUGACCACAUGGGCAGCAACAUUGAAUACUAUCCAAGUGAGCCCUCUACCCAACUCUAUGGGAGAACCAUAGGGAAGACUGGUUUUCCAUUUUCCUAAAACCACACUGAAGGAUCUGGGUUUGAGCUGCUGGAUCCUCCUGUUGAAGGGGCAGACUGCAUUUAACAUGUGUGUUUCUAAAGAAUCAGAUCCUGUUUGAUCAUGUCUGGAUCAUAACUUUUAUAUAUGUUAUUUUCAGGUCAUUUCUUUUUACUUGGCCUUAGACUUGACAUGUCCUAUAAUACAUUUACAACAAUGCAGGAUGAUAAUUCCUCUCCUGUGUGUUUAGUGCAUGUCUCCAGAAGGUUGUAUACCAGUACGUAUCAGUACGUACUUGACUACCAAAAAGGUAGCACUUUACUUAGGUGCUGCUUAAGGCUUAGAAAAGCAUUUUAUAAAGGGCAUUACAACUCUUUACAUCAUGCAUAUGAAGGCUGCAUGUCACGCUUAAGUAAAGUGUUACCAUAAAAAGUACUCCACCCAUAAUUCCAGUGCAAUGUGAUGUUCUGAUAAUCUCACUCCUCUCUAGAUGAACUGACUGACUAUAGAUAAUUACAUUUUUGGAUUUAUUUGUAUCAUGUAAAAGCUAAGUAUUAAAAUUAUUGUAGAAAA
Oncorhynchus mykiss (rainbow trout) is the source of this 3941-nucleotide messenger RNA. Its product is annotated as triacylglycerol hydrolase DDHD2. Gene Ontology annotation, molecular function: triacylglycerol lipase activity; glycerophospholipase activity; protein binding. NCBI's taxonomy places the organism in Eukaryota, Metazoa, Chordata, Actinopteri, Salmoniformes, Salmonidae. The record is from RefSeq and is a predicted model, not a curated record. Gene Ontology annotation, cellular component: COPII-coated ER to Golgi transport vesicle; cytoplasm.